CUAUUGAAUGAAAAGUCACAGUGCAACAAAGCAACAGCUCUAGAUCAGUAGAGGUCUAGAUUGAAUAUAAUAGAUCUAGAGGCGUAGGGUAAUUCGUAUUAGUUUACGUGAAUAGAAUCAUCAAUUUAAAUGUUAUUAAAUUUGAGUUGACACAGAACUUAUUGUCUUAUAUUAUUCAAGUUAUUGACAUUAUUGUGAUUUCAUACUUUGUUGUCUUUAUACAAAUAAUAAAAUGAAUAAAGACACUACUCAAGCGGAAUUAAUAUUUCAAUCAAUUCAUUUAAUUCAAAAAUUACGACAUGAUGUUGGACAAGUAUUUAAAGAUCUCUCAGAUGGGAUCAGUGAAUAUAUUGAAGAACCUGCAGAGAAAGAUGAAAAUGAUGGAGGUAGUAAUAAAGAUGUAUCAAAAGAUAAAGCAGCAACACAAGAUCAGAAAGACACCACAGGUCCCAGUCAUGAGAAAUCUGAAGAGCAUCAUGAAAAACACAGAGCUAUUUUGAAGACACUGAAAAAAUCUUUGGAGACAAUUAGUCAUGAUUUCAGUGAUUUGGAAAAAACUGGUGCAAACAUUGGACCUGUUCAAAUGUUUUCUAAUAUUGACAACCUUAGCUUGGAUCCAGUUGAUAAGAACACUGUAACACAUUCACAGCUUUUGCAGUCGUACAAAUGGACUAAUAAGAUGCAUGAACUUUCAGAUCAAGCAGUUACUAUAUUGGGCCAAAAUACAUUGAAACGGACCCAAUCUCCAAAAUUCACAAAUGUCAAAAAACUGAAAGGAAAUACUCUGUCUGCAUGGGUGGCCCCACAGCAAACAGUUGAUCAGUGCCUUUCUGUAUUAAAUCAAGAUCAUCCUGGUUCUAAUUUUACAUGGUCACGGCCUUUAGGAGGAUGUGCUGCUUUGCAGAUUGAAAUAGGAAAGACUUUAAAAGCUGUUGUAGUAUUGCGUGGUUUGACCAUAGAAUGGGUUAAGAUAAAAGGGUUUGAUGAAACUUUCAAAACAGAUGAUGGUCAGAUUGACAUUUGGUCAUCGUCAAGAUAUCAAGUAUUUCAAAAGCUCACACAUCAUGCAGAAGCUGCCUCAUUACAUUACUAUGCUCCAACUAAGCCAGAUUUAGCCAUUAAAUCUUUUGUGAUGUGGCUACAUGGCUUUUCAAAUCUGUUCUCAGUACCUUGUCAAAAAUGUGGGAAAUAUUUACAGAAUAACAUGCCCCCUACAUGGCGAGAUUACCGCAAUAGAAAGCCUUUUCAUGAUGUUUGUAGAAUGUAAUAAUAAAAUAUAAAAUCAGCUAA
Molecule: messenger RNA, 1290 nt
Organism: Biomphalaria glabrata
Lineage: Eukaryota; Metazoa; Mollusca; Gastropoda; Planorbidae
Product: mediator of RNA polymerase II transcription subunit 27-like
Exons: 9
Coding region: 233-1267 (344 amino acids)
Biological process (GO): regulation of transcription by RNA polymerase II
Cellular component (GO): mediator complex
Molecular function (GO): transcription coactivator activity
Source: RefSeq, a predicted model, not a curated record